AUGGAGCAUAUAUAUUUACCAGAACCAACAGAGAAUAUAUGGAAAAAAUGGGCUGAAGAAUUUGAAAAUAGAUGGGGAUUUCCCAAUUGCAUUGGCAGCGUGGACGGUAAACAUGUAACAAUCAAGAGACCUAACAACGGUGGCUCCAAUUACUGGUGCUAUUUACAUAAAUAUUCAAUAGUACUUAUGGCCAUUGUUGGCCCGGACUAUAAAUUUAUAUGUGUUGAUAUUGGUGGUUUCGGAAAAAAUAGUGAUGGGGGUAUUUUCGAAACCUCAAACAUGGGAAAUCGAUUUGAAGAAAAUUUAAUGAGUGUCCCUGCACCUAGAUUUCUCCCUGGGCAAAAUGAAAUCUGCUCGUACGUCUUAAUUGGUGAUGAAGCAUUUGCUUUAAAACCAUACCUUAUGAGACCAUUUCCUUAUAAGCAGACUUUAACAGACGUCAGAAAAGAGAAAUACAAUACCUCAGUUGACUUAUUUCACCACAGAGACAAGCUUAGUGACCCCCCACUAUGCGCUUUGCUCCCGGAAAAAUGUAUGUCGGAAGUAUCAACCACGAAAGGCGACUUAAAAACGUCUAUAUUCUCAUUCGUGGAGAAAAAAUAA
Acanthoscelides obtectus is the source of this 603-nucleotide messenger RNA. Lineage: Eukaryota; Metazoa; Arthropoda; Insecta; Coleoptera; Chrysomelidae. The record is from the annotation of a GenBank genome assembly.